UUUUGUCAUCUAACAUCCUGUGACAACAUUUUAUAGUUAGCUUCAUGUUGGCCAAUUACGGCAUCCUAGUUUGGUUACCUUGUACUUCACUAUUCACAAUUUUCAAUGGUCCAAGAGAAUAAUAAGCAUAUCUUUUCUCAGUGAUGUGCUUUCACUUUAUGCAUUCAUGGGGUUCUAAAAAGCCACUUGGUUCUUGUGCUUGGAACUGGAAAUAAACACAGUGGUAGAGACUAGAGAGUGUUUUUUCUUGUAAAUUGGUGUUACCAUGUCUUCCUCGUACUUCCCUCUUCGUUGGGAGAGCACAGGAGACAAAUGGUGGUAUGCAACUCCAAUUGAUUUUGCAGCUGCAAAUGGUCUCUAUGAUUUGGUCAUUGAGCUUCUCCACCUUGACACUAACCUCCUCAUUAAGCUCACUUCACUUCGUAGAAUUCGCCGCCUUGAAACUGUGUGGGAUGAUGAGGCUCAGUUUGAAGAUGUUGCUAAGUGUCGUUCCAAGGUUGCAAGGAAUCUUCUGCUUGAUUGUGAGAUAGGAAGUGGGAACAACUCUCUCAUUCGUGCUGGCUAUGGUGGAUGGCUUCUCUACACUGCUGCUUCAGCUGGGGAUGUUGACUUUGUUAAGGAAUUGUUGGGAAGAGACCCUUUGCUUGUGUUUGGUGAAGGAGAGUAUGGUGUCACUGACAUACUUUAUGCUGCAGCUAGGGGCAAAAACUCUGAGGUCUUUUUGCUCCUGUUUGGUUCUGCCCUCUCAAGAAAAGAGUUUCUUAGCAGCACUGGAGCAGAAUUGGGAGAGAAGUUAGAUGAAGGUGCUUGGGUUUUCAAUAGGGAAAUGGUGAACAGGGCCAUUCAUGCUGCUGCUAGAGGAGGGGAUUGGGAAAUACUGAACAAGUUUCUAGCAAGUGUUUCUGAGAUUUUAUCCUAUAGAGAUGCUCAAGGAUGUACAGUCUUGCAUUCAGCAGCAGGAAGAGGCCAAGUUGAGGUAGUGAGAAAUCUAAUUGUAUCAUCUGAUAUUAUCAACUCAACUGAUGCUCAAGGCAAUACAGCAUUGCAUGUGGCUUCUUAUAGAGGUUACUUACCUGUGGUAGAGAUUCUGAUUCGAGCAUCUCCCUCAUUAGCAAUGUUAACCAAUCACUAUGGAAAUACUUUUGUUCAUAUGGCAGUUGUUGGUUUCAGAAGCCCUGGUUUCUAUAGAUUGGACAAGCACACUGAGCUCAUGAAGCAAUUGAUAAGUGAAAAGAUUGUGAACAUGCAGGACAUCAUCAAUGUGAGGAACAAUGAUGGAAGAACAGCUCUUCAUGUAGCUGUGAUUCAUAACAUCCCAUGUGAUGUAGUGGAAUUAUUGAUGUCUGUUCCAUCAAUUGAUUUGAACAUUCGUGAUGCUGAUAGGAUGACCCCUCUGGAUCAUCUGAAGCAAAGACCAAGAUCAGCAUCUUCUGAAAUUUUAAUCAAGCAACUGAUUUCAGCUGGAGGGAUUUCUAAUUGCCAGGAUUAUAUGGCAAGAAAUGCUCUUGUUACUCAUUUGAAAACACAUGGUAUUGGAGCCAGUCCUGGAACUUCAUUCAGAAUAUCAGAUGCUGAGAUAUUCUUGUACACUGGAAUUCAGAAUUCAUCUAAUGUCAAUUAUGAUCAGGCAAGUAUAGAAUCAAAUCCAUGCUCUAGUGAACUAAACAAUUAUGAGUCAGCCAAUUCCCCAUGUAACAGCAAUUCUAGUUCUGUCAAUUAUGCUGCAAGGAGCUUAAAGUUUCUUAUCCAGUGGCCUAAGAAAAGAGAGACAAAAGCAACCACCUCAGAGUUGGAAGAUGGUGAUUCUGUGAGUUCUUUCAGUUCAAGGAAAAACUUGGAAAACUUUCCAGUCCCAUUAAGGCAAAGAUACUCAAAAACAUGCUCUCUUCCAAACAACAAAAGAACACUAUCUAUAAGGACUUAUCUUCCAAGUCCUUCUUCCAAAAAAUAUUUUACUGCAGGCCUAAUGCAAGGGGUAAUUCAAGUAAAGCCACAUGUGCCUCUUCAUGUUCAUUCAACUUCUAGUCGUUUUCAAGAAUUAUCUAUUUCUUCUCAUUCUUCGACCAAUAAACAAAAACGUGUUGAUAUAAUGGGACCCUCUUGCUCCAAUCUGCCAAUAGAUGAUGGUACCCUACAGUUGAACUACAAGCAGGGCUCCUUCAACAAGAAAUUGAUGAACCAAUAUUUUUCUUUUGGAGCACAAGAACAGGUUGUGGAAGAUGCAAAUAGCUGUACACGGUCAAAAAGCAGUUAUAAGCGUUUCAGUUCUUUAGUUGCAUAAAUGUUAUUAUGAGCCAUUUUGUAAGAAAGAGUACAUACUCUCACUCAAGAACUUGUUAUGAUCACAUGUUCGAAAAAGUUUGUGUAAACUAUGCAUAAUAAUAUCUGCACAUAGUAUAGCCCUGCAAG
Molecule: messenger RNA, 2409 nt
Organism: Gastrolobium bilobum
Lineage: Eukaryota; Viridiplantae; Streptophyta; Magnoliopsida; Fabales; Fabaceae
Exons: 2
Coding region: 266-2281 (671 amino acids)
Molecular function (GO): protein binding
Source: RefSeq, a predicted model, not a curated record